Molecule: messenger RNA, 495 nt
Organism: Gregarina niphandrodes
Lineage: Eukaryota; Apicomplexa; Conoidasida; Eugregarinorida; Gregarinidae
Product: putative transmembrane protein
Exons: 1
Coding region: 1-495 (164 amino acids)
Source: RefSeq, a predicted model, not a curated record
AUGAACGAAUUGUACCAAGGGAUGGUGGUUUACGGCUACUUUACGAUGGAAGGAAUAGCGGAAGGUGUUUGGUAUUCCAAAACCCAAUCCCAGAGAAUCGCCACAGUGCGGAAUUUCCUGUAUGUUCAAGCAGGCAUCUCUGCUGCCGGGUUGAUGGGCAUUGUAGUCAAGUGCAGAUCUCUGAUACAAGUAGGGUAUCUAGCCCUACUCAUCUCACUGCUAUUUUCGGUCGCCUGGCUUGUGUUCGGGUGGAGUCUAAUCCCAGACCAGACAGUCGCCCUUGGUAUCACCAUGCCCAUAAAGCUCGCCGAGGUCUUUAGCAUUUAUUUCCUAGGUAAGACCCACGCGCACUUGCCGCACUCUUCCAUAGGGCUUAUAAUAGGACGGGCGGAAGAAUCGCUACGUAAAGAAGAAGCUCGGCUUCUCCGGCAGGCCUUGGCGGAGCACGAGGACCACAAGAACGACGAUUUCAUCCAUGACAUCAACCCCAUCUGA